AUGGCUAUAACAGAGCCAUCAAAGACUCAAAGUUCCGAGUCGUAUCUUUAUACGGAGUUGAUAGAGUCUUAUUUGGGGAAAAGAGCUGCUUUCAUCUCAUCAAUUUUAAUCAGUUAUGGUAGAUUAACAUCUAAAGAAAUUAGUAAAAAAGCUAAAUUACCAGUUUCAGUUGUUAAGAAGACAUUGGUUAGUUUGAUUCAAUUGAACUGUGUUUCUAUUUGGAAUGAUGUUUCAAGUAGAACACCAACAACACAUUAUUAUUUUAAAGAAAGUGGUGCUUUACAAUUAUUAUAUUCUGGUGAAAUCAUUGCAUAUGUUGAUAAACUUUAUCAUAAUGAUUCAUUAACACAAAUCAUUACAAAUUUCUUAAGUUUAGGAAAUUUAACAAUUAGUGAAUAUAUAUCAUCAUUUGGAUCAAAUGAUAAAGAAGCUAUCUAUAAUUUAGAAAAAAAUUUUGCUACAUUAGUUUCUGAUAAAUUUUUAAUUCCAAUAACAAAAUAUAAUUUUAGCCCCAUUUUAGAUCUUUGGUUAACAACUUAUAAAAAAGCAUAUCAAAAAAUUCCCAAAACUUCAACAUUAUCAGAAUUGAAAAGAAAAUCUGAGGCAAAAGCUGUGGCAAAACUUGAAUUUUUAAAAUUAUUAGAACAUGAACCUGAAAAUUUACAUAUUAAAGAUAAAACUACAUCCUUAACAAAGAUUAAUCCAACAAUUAGUUUAUCUUUCAAUAUAGAGAGAUUUUUAAAACAUAAGAGAAGUGUACAACUUUCAAAAUUUUGUGCUCAUAGAGUUGGUAAUAUUACUUCAAUAAUUUAUGAAUGUUCAUUACUUGCAACUGAAAAAAAUUCACCAUCAGUUAAGAAUCCAUUACAUCAAAUUGAAUUAUCAAAUGAAGAAUUUGAAGAUCCUAAAAGUUAUGAACCUAAAACAUCUUGUACAUUUAAUGCAAGAGAUGUAUUAAAAUUUUUACCAAAAGAUUUAGAUUUGAAAAAUACAGUUUUAAAUGGUCCACCACCAAAGAGAAAAAAUUCAGAUUCAGAACCAAGAGGUGGUGGUAAGCGUAUAAAAUUAGAAGAUGGAUUCGCAGCUACCAAUGGUAAUGGUGAUAGUCAUAAUAAUGGUAAUAACGAUGAUGAAGAUGAUGAAUUUGAUAUUGGUACCUCGACAAUUACAAUUGUGGAACAACAUUUAAAAAUCUUAUCAACAUCAGUUAUUCCAUUUUUGAAAAAAGCAUCAAAUGGAUUAUAUUAUGUUCCAUUCCCAGAAUUAUCAUCAAUUUUACAUAAGGCUGUUUAUGAUGCAGUAUUAUCAUCAACAUUAGGACCACCAUGUUCAAGAAUUUUAAGAUGUGUUCGUGAUAAUAGAUUAGUUUCUGAAAAAUUAAUUAAUUCAGUUGCAUUAUUAAAAGAAAAAGAUGCACGUUCAUUAACUUCAUUAUUAGUUAAAUAUAAUAGUUUACAAAUUCAAGAAAUACCGAAAUCAGCAGAUAGAGCAGCAUCUAAAUCUGUUUUUUUGUUUCGUUUUAAUGAAAAACAUAGUUUUAAUUUCUUAAAGAAUAAUAUUUGUUGGAAUAUUGGUCAAUUAUUUGAAAAAAUUGAUUUUUUAAAACAAGAAAAUGCUUCAUUAUUAGCUAAGGCCAAUAGAGAAGAUGUUAAGGGAAAAGAAUCUGAGUUAUUAUUAGCUAGUGAAUUGACACAAUUGAAACAAGUUCAAGAUCGUGAAUUAGAAUCUGUUGUUAAGAUUAAUAGACUCGUUUCAAUUUGGGAAGUUUUCAAAUUUUUUUGA
Hansenula ciferrii is the source of this 1782-nucleotide messenger RNA. It is a transcript of the gene RPC82, whose product is annotated as DNA-directed RNA polymerase III subunit C82. Bases 1 to 1782 code for a protein of 593 amino acids. Gene Ontology annotation, cellular component: RNA polymerase III complex. NCBI's taxonomy places the organism in Eukaryota, Fungi, Ascomycota, Saccharomycetes, Phaffomycetales, Wickerhamomycetaceae. The record is from RefSeq and is a predicted model, not a curated record. Gene Ontology annotation, molecular function: single-stranded DNA binding. Gene Ontology annotation, biological process: DNA-templated transcription. The transcript has a single exon.